Messenger RNA from Schistocerca americana (American grasshopper), 510 nucleotides. RefSeq names its product gustatory and pheromone receptor 32a-like. Gene Ontology annotation, cellular component: neuronal cell body; dendrite; membrane. The record is from RefSeq and is a predicted model, not a curated record. Lineage: Eukaryota; Metazoa; Arthropoda; Insecta; Orthoptera; Acrididae. Gene Ontology annotation, biological process: sensory perception of taste. The transcript has 2 exons. Bases 1 to 510 code for a protein of 169 amino acids.
AUGCGGGAGGUCGACCAUAUCGAGCAGCUGGUUGGUAAGUUGCUGCUACUGGUGACUCCAUUGGAAGACCGUAGGCUCCACACGGAUCUGCACAACUUCACCCACCAGCUGAGCUGCGACCGAAUCAGCUACAGUGCUGCCGCACUCUUCCACAUUGACAGGUCACUGCUGACGAGUUGCAUCGCCGCCAUCGCCAUCUCCAUCUACCUCGUCAUUCUCGUCGAGUUCGGUCUGCCCAGUCUCACCUACAGCAGCGAGAUGGUCGUUCAGGAAGCUAGCCGCACACAGCGGCUGGUCACCAAACUUCUGAUGUUACCAGUGCCUGCUAGCAGUGGCUGCCAGGAAGAGCUGCUGCUGUUUGAGGAACAGCUGGCGCGCAGUCCACUACACUACAGCGCAGCUGGGUUCCUCGCGCUGGAUUUGUCGUUGCUGAAGAGCUUCGUGGCAGCUGUGACGACCUAUCUGGUCAUUCUCGUCCAGUUCCAAAUCCCUGAUACAAAUAAGGAGUAA